This is a messenger RNA of Oncorhynchus mykiss (rainbow trout), 3735 nucleotides long. Lineage: Eukaryota; Metazoa; Chordata; Actinopteri; Salmoniformes; Salmonidae. The record is from RefSeq and is a predicted model, not a curated record.
UGAUCGAGUUCGUUUUGCAUAGCCCGGUGCCCCGGAUAAACAGGGUUGACUCAUUUUAGACCAUUCCAUUGGUCCUGAAUAAAAAUCUCCACACAUCCGGAGCACCGGGCUAUGAAAAACUAAUCCGACCACUUCUUCGCUGUCUAAAAAGUGUACAGUUUGGUAAUGUAACGUUAUCGAGUUAAAUUCAUAUGUGCUUUCGGUUUAUAACUUCUUUUUUUAACUAGAAGCCCUGCGACACGGAGACAAACUAACGCAACAUGCAUGAAGAUUGAAACAGACUUGCAUCGUAGUUGCAGGACAAGCCGCAGCUUCUGAGCGGGGUAGAUGCAGGGAGGGAGGGAGUAAAAAAGUCUUUGUGCUUCCCCUCCCCCUCAUCAAAGCAAAGGGGGAAAUGUCUCUUUCGAAAGGAGGAAAGAAGAAGAACCCAGGCCUCAAGCUCUCCAAAGAGGUCUUUGAUCAGCCCCCACCUGCAGCCGCAGCCCCCCCUCGAGAUCUGGAUUCCAAAGCCUGUGUUACCAUUGGAGAAAAGAACUUUGUUAUGAAGGCAGAUGACUUGGAGCAGAUUGGGGAGCUGGGUAGAGGAGCGUAUGGCGUGGUGGACAAGAUGAGACAUGUGCCCAGUGGGCUUAUCAUGGCUGUCAAGAGGAUCCGGGCCACAGUGAACACCCUGGAGCAGAAGAGACUGCUGAUGGACCUGGACAUCUCCAUGAGGACCGUGGACUGCUUCUUCACGGUCACCUUCUACGGCGCUCUCUUCAGAGAGGGAGACGUGUGGAUCUGCAUGGAGCUGAUGGACACGUCUCUGGAUAAGUUCUACAAGCAGGUGAUCGAUAAAGGCAUGACCAUCCCUGAAGACAUCCUGGGGAAGAUCACUGUAGCGAUCGUCAAGGCUCUGGAGCAUCUGCAUAACAAACUGUCAGUGAUACACCGAGAUGUGAAGCCGUCCAACGUGCUGAUCAACACACAGGGCCAGGUGAAGAUGUGUGACUUCGGCAUCAGCGGCCACCUGGUGGACUCUGUGGCCAAGACCAUGGACGCCGGCUGCAAGCCCUACAUGGCGCCGGAACGGAUAAACCCCGACCUCAACCAGAAAGGCUACAGCGUUAAGUCAGACAUCUGGAGUCUAGGAAUCACAAUGAUUGAGCUGGCCAUUCUGAAGUUUCCCUAUGACUCGUGGGGUACACCCUUCCAGCAGCUGAAGCAGGUAGUGGAUGAGCCCUCUCCACAGCUGCCCUCGGACCGCUUCUCCCCUGAGUUUGUGGACUUCAGCUCCCAGUGCUUAAGAAAGAAACCCAACGAGAGACCCGCCUACACAGAACUAAUGCAACACCCCUUUUUCACCCUGCAUGACUCCAAAGAGACGGACGUAGCCAGCUUUGUCAAGAUCAUCCUGGCAGACUGACAGGCCCCUCCACCCACCAGGGUAGGAGGUAGGCGGGACUUCUCCACCCACCCACCAAUCCAAGGCCUUUCAGAAAGCUGACUGGAAUUGAUCUGCCACACAACUCCAACUUUCUUUCCCCAAAGACUGACGACAGCUCACAGAGGCCACGUGGGAAAGCGCUUGUAAUAUGAACUCAAGAUGUUGAUGGUGUCCACCCAAACUGGAGAUGGUCAACUCGCCCACGGGUCCAACAAACCUUUCCCCUCCCUCUACUCCUACAAACUGAACUGAUUCAAACUCCUCACUGUACCAGUUUUCUGAUUGGACAGUGUCUGUCAGCAGGAAGAAAAUCUCUCUUUACACAUACUGUAUGUCCAUCACUCUGAAUUACACAGAAAGCCAAAAAGAAUUGGGUGAAAUGUGUACAUCUCUGUAUAAUGAAUUGAAAAGAUAUAUAUUUUUCAUUUAUGCAUUUUAUUUUUCCUGAUACAGUUUGUAAUACUGUAUAUUUUCAUCAAAUAUGAAUUUAAGGGUGUGUCUUUACUCUUUCUGAAUGGUAUCAUGAGGGGAAGAGGUGACCUACAUUUCUCUUUUCGCCUUCUGGUGAUUGGUCAGUAAUGGGACGGCAGCUGCUGUCGUCGGGCAGUGUUUUGGGAGGCUCUGGAGGGGUCAGACUCACUAAGUUUCUUUGUAGAGGGAAGUUCAAAGGUGAAAGCGUGACUGGGGGGCCCUGUACAAAAGGAAUUGCAAGUCCUACCUAGGUCUCUUUGGUGGCAUGGGAAUGCAAUGCUGACCCUAUUAUACAACCCCCUCACCCAUCUGUAUAUGCCCCUCUGCCCUGCCCCUUCCUAACCAUCUGUAUACGCCCCUCUGCCCCGCCUCUUCCUAACCAUCUGUAUAUGCCCCUCUGCCCCGCCCCUUCCUAACCAUCUGUAUACGCCCCUCUGCCCCGCCCCUUUCCUAACCAUCGGCUCUGUCACCAAGAGUGCUGUAAAGAGUAUGUAAACAGUGUAUUCUCAUAUAGUACAUGGACUUGUAAUUGGGGGAAUGAUAAUGUAACUUCAGACUGCUGUAUUUAUCUUCCAGUCCCUCCGAGCCGUUUUAAAAGCUGUCUUUUCAUUAUUAAUUGUGACUAUUAUCACUUGGUUUCCUAGAUGUGGUUGGGGGCUGCUGUUUGACCCAUUUUAACUUUUUAAAUUUAAAAUUUUUCUCAAUUUCCUUUUCCCGAGUGGCGGACAGGAGCAUGUCAGUAUGGUGUUUCGUCCCUGAAGCACAGAGAGGUCUACGGAGCCUCAUGCCUUACACGGACAGUAUGUCAGGGAACAUCAUUUAUGUGUGUUGAAGAUGUAAAUACUAUUUUGGACAACUUUUUUUCUCUUUUUAAAUGUAACGUUGGCAACGUGGCGGCAGAGAGGACGUGUAGUCGUGUGCUACACGGCUGAUUUGAUGUGUUCUCGUUGGUUUUAACGCAGUCGGUGUGUGAGAGAGGCAAACGCAGCCUGCUGACUCCUCCUGUAAUCAUCUGUUUGAUUGAUCUGCUGCAGCCACCUCUCAGGUUUCAAUGCCCUGCUUUAAGUCAGCGGAGGCGGCCAUGUUUAUUUCCCCACCAUGUUGUACCUCUCUCCGGCGCUGGGUUGUGUUCAUUAGGCACCAAACGGAAGAAAACAAACCGUGAGGAACUACCUGGACUUGGUCCGAAUAAGAAACGCUAAUGUUCGGUUCCACGUUGCAAAAUGUUAAAAGCUUCCCGUUGCAUGCCCCAAUGAACGCAACCCAUUAUGGUGGAAGACUACUUAUGUGUGAGAUCAUGCUAGGCUGUGAAUGGGUACCUGCCAUCUAGGCUUGAAUCCCAAAUCGACCCCACCCAAUCCCUAGACAAUCAUCUAGGUCUGAGACCGAUUUGGAGGUAUGAGCACUAUAACAAGGUGAAGUAAUCACCAUAUUGGUUACAGUUACCACUCCAUACUUUCUAGAAGUGCCCUGGGGAGUAGGGAGGCUCUGGGUUGAUCUGGAACUCAACCCGCUGGACUCUGCUAUGCAGUGGCCCUCAGGUCUUCCAUCAGGACUAUGAGAAUCCUGCCAUGUGACCGCCAGUGGUGGUGGUGGCACUUGCCCUUAGUGUUUUUAGGGUGCGCCCAAAAGGAUGCCCUAUUUCCUGUCUCUUCUUUCUAGGGAACCGGGUGCCAUUUCAGACGCAGCCCUGGUCUGUAACUGGUAAGCCUACCCGGUCUUCUCUCAGCCUCUCUGACGUACAUUGUAGUGGGCUUCUUAUCAAAGUUGGUGGAUGAGGAGUAUUUAUAAUAUGUGAGUAAAGAAGGGAAAGCAAAUAAAGAGCUGCUGUGAUUUGA